AAUUCUUUAAAGUAAAAGUCUUCCUUGGAAACCAUCCUAGAGAGAGAGGGAGGGAGGGAGGGAUUUUGUUUUAUAGCCUUUCGGUGCUUGAAUUCUACUUUCAUCCUCUUUAUCCUUUCUUUUGCACUCAUGUCUUGCAACAAUGGAAUCCAUUGUUUCUCUGCUUCAAUCUUUUGCGUAAUUGGUAUCAUGUCCUUAUCCUUGGAUGUUGGAACAAUAUGCUCUUUAGCUUAGACACAAAAGCAAAAGCUAAAGCUGCAAUUGCUGACUUCUCACUCUCUCCCUACUUCUAUUUGUUUUUCUUUCUUUCUAAAUCGCCUCCAUUUAUUGCAGUUCUUGGGCUUGUUUGUCUUUUGAAACUUUUAGUUGUCUCACAGACAGACAGACUUUGUUCUUCCAACCUCCUGUGACUAUGGCUGUAGAUGUCUGCUCAGAGAUUUCAAGCGCUGGAAUUAGUCCAAGAAUUUCAUUCUCUCAUGAUCUCAACCAAAAUACUGAUGCUGUAUCCAUUGAAGAUUGUCAUCGUAGAUUAGACUCAUCUCUAUUGGAUUCGGAUUUUGAUUUCUGCAUUAGCAGCAGCUUUGUCCAAGAAUUGUCUUCUGCAGAUGAGCUCUUCUCUAAUGGCAAGAUCCUGCCUAUUGGAAUCAAGAAACACUUAGUUUCUACUCAAGAUAUUGAUCAACCAAAGCCUGCCGCUUGUCGUUGCCCUCUGCAAACUACAACCGAGACUACACAGAAGAAGCUGCUGAAGGAGUUCUUGUCAAUGAGCAUUGAUGCAGAUGAAAAGCCUGCAUCAAAAUCCUUUUGGCAGUUCAAGAGAAGCAAUAGUUUGAAUUGUGAUAGCUCUCGAAGUAAAAGCCUGAUACGAUCUCUACAGUUUCUUUCACGAAGCAACUCAACCGGGUCAGCUCCAAAUCCACCAAAACAAGCAAUGUUCUCUAAAGAAACUCAGAAACUACGUCUGCAAAAACAGCAUUCUGUUCCGAGCAGAAAAUCGGCAGCGCCAAGUUCAGGGGCAUUUUACUAUUACAAUUCAGGCCAGAAGCCACCUCUGUUAAGGAAGUGUGGGUCUUAUGGGAAUGGAGUUAGAAUCAGUCCUGUGUUGAACGUACCAUCGCCUUACAUUUCUAGAGGAACUGCGAAUCUUUUUGGUUUUGGUUCCCUGUUCUGUAACGGUAAGGUUAAAAAGAAGAAGAGAUGAUUAUGAAGUAGAGUUCCAUUCAUGAUCAGAUCUUUUUCAAGUACAGAUGUAUUUUAGCUAUCACUUUGAUUCCAUGGAAUAGCAUGUGAUGAUAUCUAUAAAUCGAAAGAAAAAUUCUAUUGAGGAAAUGAUUGGAUCUUGAGAAACAGAAACUACUGCAAGAGUUAAAAAUGCAAAAGUGAAGUGAAAACUAAAGUGGAGACAUAUAAACAAGGUAUUCUUCUUUCAUUUGCUACCCCAUGUAUGCUUUUGCUUCUUCUUUUUAUCCUUCUCAAUUUUCUUUUCUUUUCUUUUCUUUUUGUAUAUAAAAAUAUAAAAUGUUGUUCAAUUUGACCAUAUGGGGUCCUCUGGUUUUGGUCUUUUUGUUGUAUAUCUUGAUUGGAGACAAACAGUUGCUACAAUGAAGUGGUUUCAAAAUUAUAAAAAUCCCAUCUUUAACUUUGCUCUUCUUAAAGAAAUAUAUAUAAAGUUUUAUAUGUUUCUGUUGGU
Messenger RNA from Manihot esculenta (cassava), 1690 nucleotides. RefSeq lists its product as uncharacterized. The coding region runs from base 413 to 1201 and encodes 262 amino acids. The transcript has a single exon. The record is from RefSeq and is a predicted model, not a curated record. NCBI's taxonomy places the organism in Eukaryota, Viridiplantae, Streptophyta, Magnoliopsida, Malpighiales, Euphorbiaceae.